AUGCUCCUCAGGAUUACGUCCCGAUUGUCUGGCAGCAUUGCCAAAAUUUUCCGACAAUCUGGAGAUGGCGAGGGCUGGUCUGGAUUUUGUGCGGUAUGCAAGCGGCCGCUAAAUGUCAAGAUUGUGGACCAAAGCAGAGCACAGAGGGCAAUCGAGGUCGCACCGCAGCAUCGUGGGCGCCAUGCCUUCGUGAUUUGCUUGUGGGGUUCCUCCAAGGACUACGUCCUCGGUGCCUUGGUGCUCGGUUACUCCAUCAAGCGCACGAAAACCAAGAAUGCCUUGGUCUGCUUGCACGCGGACGACGUUCCGCCCCAGCAUGUCGCGUUGCUGCAAUUGUUUUGGGAGUGCCGUGUCGUGGAACACAUCAAGGUCAAUGCUGCCCGGCGGCUCAGCACGGAUGACCGCAUUGAGGAAUCGAGGUUCUUCAAGGUCUUCACAAAGCUGCGCGCCCUUGAGCAAACGGACUUCGAGAAGGUUCUCGUCAUGGACAUCGAUUUGCUGGUCUUGUCCAACAUCGACGAUUUGUUUGAGCUUCCCGCGCCGGCUGCGAUGAAGCGCGGAAUGAACAAGGGCUUCUGGCCGUACAAGCAUGGUGAUGACAUCGAUGGCAGUAUGUUUUUUGGUGGCCGUAAUCCAGGCAACGAGCACUCCUGGGGCCAAGGAACCGGCAUCAAUGCUGGUGUGAUGCUUCUGGAGCCGAACGCCGCCGAAUUCCAAAUCAUGCAGGAGGAGCUUCUAGAGCCCUACCACCCCGCGCAUGUCAGAGGAAACGGUCCCGAACAGGAUUACUUGAGCCGGUUUUGGGCAGACCGGCCUUGGCGUCACAUCUCAGUUGAGUACAACUACCAAGUACAUCAUCUGUAUAAUGCUCUCCAUCCAUUGCUCGGCGACGUGGAGCGCCUCAAGGUUGCUCAGAACUUCAAGACGAUUAGGGUUAUCCACUACUCUGGCGACUCUGAAGUGAAACCAUGGACGCGGUGUUUGGAGACUGAUCCGGAGAAGACCUUCGGCUGGCCCAGUCGUGAGCAAGACGAAGAGUACAUGACGGCUUUCUUGUCGGUGUAUCAUUCCUACCUCCUCUGGGUGAAGAAAGAUAGGGAGCGCUGGGACAGGAUGGAGAGGAACAUGUUCGAAGAGAGCGGCAUCAGAGGAUUUAGCUUGGGCGAAGAUGGCGUGAUCUACUACCAAGACGAUGAGGGCAGCGAGAAGAUUGCAAAGGAGACUUCGCCAGAGGCCAUCCGCACAGCUACCGAGGCGACGAGGUUCUUCCUCGCAUCCUGGUUCGACACACUGGAG
Molecule: messenger RNA, 1296 nt
Organism: Symbiodinium pilosum
Lineage: Eukaryota; Dinophyceae; Suessiales; Symbiodiniaceae
Source: the annotation of a GenBank genome assembly